Molecule: messenger RNA, 249 nt
Organism: Aspergillus lentulus
Lineage: Eukaryota; Fungi; Ascomycota; Eurotiomycetes; Eurotiales; Aspergillaceae
Source: RefSeq, a predicted model, not a curated record
AUGCAGUUCCUAUCUACCAUUGCCAUUAUGGCUACCAUCACCGUUGUGAGCGCAGUCCCUACUGGAGAUCCAACGACAUGCAGCCCCCAGCAAGCCAAUAAGUGCUGCACUAGCCUCACCAAUGGCAUUCUGAACAUUGACGUGCUUCCUGUGCUUUGUCUUCCACUGGUGGGAAGCUGCAACAAUCAAGCCGCAUGCUGCGAGACAAACGGAAUUGGCCUUUUGAACUGUCUCACCGUCCAGCUCUAG